Phytophthora sojae is the source of this 636-nucleotide messenger RNA. RefSeq lists its product as hypothetical. Gene Ontology annotation, cellular component: cytoplasm. The record is from RefSeq and is a predicted model, not a curated record. NCBI's taxonomy places the organism in Eukaryota, Oomycota, Peronosporomycetes, Peronosporales, Peronosporaceae. Gene Ontology annotation, molecular function: protein phosphatase inhibitor activity. The coding region runs from base 1 to 636 and encodes 211 amino acids. The transcript has a single exon.
AUGAGUCCCAGUCGCGCCGGCAAGUACGGCGCCCUGGAGAACAGGAAGAAGCCCAGCCGGCGGGAUCUGCUGGACCAGCAGCAAGGCGGGGAAGACCCCGCAAAGGAGGCGGGAGGGAGGUCCAACUACGGGAAGCUCUCGGCCGCCCAUGUCUUGAUCCGGCGCAAGCUCAAGGAGCGCAAGCGCUUCGACUCGGCCGACUACGCCAUGGAGAAGCAGGGCCAGCCCACGGACGUGCCGGCCGAUGUCGCGGCGAACCCUGCGGCCCCUGGCACGGCCCAAGCGUCGCGGUACGGCGCGUUGGGUGCGGCCCAGGCGUCUAUUGAUCACCAGGUGAAACACAUUAAACUGACGGAGGACCCCAGCGGACGCGUGGCCUCGCCCGCGAAGCCCGUGGUCGCCAAUGCAGCUCAGGCUGCGCUGGCCGCCCGGGCCGCGCGGUACGCUGGGCUGAGGGGCGCGGCUAGCGCAAACCCCACUCCAGUCGUCAACUCGCAGGCGGCGCUGGAUCGCUACGGCCUCGACAAAAGCGCGGCGCCGUCUGGUGCCGCCGCUGCACGCAACGUGGUGCUGCAGCGCAGGCUCGCUGAGCGCAAGAUGUUUGACUCGGCCGACCACUUCAAGGAGGCGGCUUGA